Vairimorpha ceranae is the source of this 1614-nucleotide messenger RNA. RefSeq lists its product as hypothetical. The coding region runs from base 1 to 1614 and encodes 537 amino acids. The transcript has a single exon. The record is from RefSeq and is a predicted model, not a curated record. NCBI's taxonomy places the organism in Eukaryota, Fungi, Microsporidia, Nosematidae.
AUGUUAUCGACUUUUCUACAACUUUUUUGUUGCGCCCAUCAAAAGGCCAGUUCUGAUGGAUCACAGAAUAUUUGUCAACAAUUAUGUUCAUUUGUUAAUAGUCGGUUGGAUUGUAAGGAGUAUUUUUUACUUAAAAAAUCUUCGAAGAGCUUGUAUGUGUGUGUGGAAAUUUGUGAUGAGUUUUUUUCGUGUUCUUAUUGGAAUAUUGAGAUGCAGAAGAAUGAAGGGCACAGGUUUGAAGUCGCUUACGCUAAAAACACGUUAACGACCAAGAUUGGAACUCUUAUGCAUGAUUCUUUUAAAUCUUUUAGUGUUGAUAAUGUUUUUAUUUAUGCAAAAAAAGAUGGUCUUAAUCAUUUGUGCAAGGAGGAUGUGCAGGAGAAAUUAAUCAAUGCGUUAAGAAUGCUUUCAUAUAAAGAAUCGGGACCAAAAUACUAUUUUAAAGGGUAUGUGCCCGACGAGUUAAGCUUAAUAGCUAGGACUGUAAAUAAAAAUAAUGAAUGGGAAAAACGGCUAAAAAGUUUAAAGGUUGGAGGCAAUUUAGAUAUAAGACUAGAUUCAGAUAAAGAUUUUUAUUUCGUAUUUGAUAUAGAUUUGAGUUAUUUCAACUUUAAGUUAUUGCUUAAAAAUUUUGUAAUCUUCGCGACUGGUAAUAAGAAUGGGAGGUUCUAUAAAUUCAUAUCUAAUUUUGAUUUUGUUUAUUCAUAUGAUAUCAAAAGGCUAGUGGAUAGGAUAAUGUCGGAUAGACAUGAUCUAUUAGAGUUAAAAAAGUUGUCUUGUGAAGAGCGUAGGGAAAAGUUGCUAUUAGAGGGAAGAAGUUUCACUGCAAAACUAUCUAAUGAAUCUGCAUUUGCCUAUUUUGAAUGGAUUAAUAAGAUUUCUAAACGAAGCAGUCAUUACAUUAAAAAUAUUGAAAAAAUUGUAGGCAGAAGGUGCGAGAUGAUUUUGGUUUUUAUGUUUUCAAUAUUAAGACGGGAUACAUUUAAGAUUUUGCUGGCACAUGUUCUUAGUAGUAAACCUAACUUUAAAAAAUCUCUCAUUGCCGAAAUUUUGUUCCAACUAAAUGUUAUUGACAAAGAGACAAUGGAUAAUCUUCUUCAAAAAAAGAAUUUACCAAAUUUGCAGUCAUGGAAGGAAAAAAUUGAUGACGAGUUUUUAGCGCCUUUAUUUAGAUUAACCAAUAUGCUUCCAUUUCAUAACACGUUGAUAAGAUAUUUAUUUGUAAUUUUGUUUGCAAAAAUGAUUUCGUUAGAAAAAGAUUGUAAAGAAAUAAAAGAUUGCCUAAGGAGAUUCCACUCGGAUUACGGACGACUUUGUGUAGCUGCUUUAUCUGGUCGAAGAAUUCAAACAGCUAUUCCUAUAAUUGAUGAAUUUGAAACGCUAUCAGAAAAGGUGUCUUCAACGUUAUAUUUUACUGCUCUUAUAAUUUGUAAAAAUUACGAAUUUAGUUUUACGGAUUACGUUUACAAGGAAUUAAGUAUGCAAUGUAAAAAGAUAAUGGAUUUUUCCAAAAAUCCUACGAGGCGGAUUAAAAACGAUGAAAAGGAGCAUAUUGCUGCUUUAUAUAAGAAAAUGAAGCUUAUUGUUGCAACAAGCUUGUACGAGACGUCAUAA